This is a messenger RNA of Penicillium digitatum Pd1, 2286 nucleotides long. Its product is annotated as protein kinase domain-containing protein. Gene Ontology annotation, molecular function: protein kinase activity. Gene Ontology annotation, biological process: protein phosphorylation. The record is from RefSeq and is a predicted model, not a curated record. NCBI's taxonomy places the organism in Eukaryota, Fungi, Ascomycota, Eurotiomycetes, Eurotiales, Aspergillaceae.
AUGGCUCAGUCUGAACACACCUCACUAUGGUGGCCCGAAGAGCGCAUCAAAUCCACGCUCGAUGCAAAGUACAUCGUCAGUCGGCUCCGACCGGAGAACAUCCCGCGCCUGUUUGAAUUGCCAGACUGGGGCGAAGGCUUGACCAGCGAGACGUACAUGGAAUGGAUCCUCACAAAAGCCGGCCGUGUUUUUUUGAUCCUCAAUGCUAUUGGCAUUCCCGAUCGGAUCUUCGCGCUAGUCGACGAAUCCUGUGACGAUGACGAUCUACCGAUCGCCGAGCAUAGCGUCGAUCUCCUACACUUGUCCCCCAAUGGAGAAGACGUCGCCCUCGAGACGAGUUUCUUUCAUGCGCAAUGGCGCUUCCUGGUGCGUGGAAUAACGGAGGGGGAUCAUGUCGUCUAUACCGAAAAUGAGGGCGUCCCAGUUGAGGCGGUCCACACCAAUACUAGCAGUGGAAUACACGGGCAUGAUGACACGGUCGACAGGGUCGUCCUCGCCGGCUCGGUCUGUCGAGUCUACUUGCGGACCCAAGUGCAAGUGGGCGGCGCACCACAUUUCUUCUCGUCUCACGAGGUUCUCGCCGAGAUUCGCAAUCUAAAAAGCCUGUCACACGAACACCUUAUCUCCGUCUUUGCCUCGUAUUUGAAAGACGACAGCGUCUCCGUGCUCUUUACCGGUGGCACAGCAGAUCGGAAUUUACACAGCUUCCUGACAGAUGAGCCGAUAUCCUUUAAACGGCUGGACAAAGAGCAACGUCGCCAGACCUUGAUCACCUGGCCCCACUGUCUUGCAUCCGCAGUCUGCUGGCUGCAUGCAUGCGGCCACUCCCACGGCGCAAUCCGCCCAUCCAACAUCUUCAUCGACGCAAAUUUUCACAUCUGCCUCGGCCAAUUUCAAGCACUCGACUCACUCCUGACCCCACCACGUGUCAACGACCUCGAGGCAUACAAUUACUCUGCCCCCGAGCGCUGGACUCGUCCCGCAGCUCCAAUGCAACAAAGGUCCGCCCAGCCAGCCCAGACCCUGCUCCAAUCGGGAGGACGUACAAAGCGCAGACAACGGCCUGUUCGUCCAGCCCUAGCCCCGUUGAACGAAAACCGACCUGUAUCUGCAGACCACACAAGACCAAGCUCAGCCGCCUCGAAAGGGACAGUGACCCGCGUCGGCCGAACAGAGUCACCAUCACGUUUCUCCCUCGCCUUCUCAUCCUCCUCUUCCUCCUCCGGGGCCUCCUCAGCAGCCUCAUCCACCCACACAGACGCAACAGCAAUGUCCCCACAACCAAUGAAACAACGCAUCUCAUCCUUCUGGUCCCGAAGAACAAAGAAUACUCCCUCAGCGCCAUCAAUCCUUUCAAUCUCUACUUCCUCCUCAAACCAAUCAACUUUGGCAUCUCCAAACUUCCAUUCCCCCGAUUCCUCCACCCUCUUCUCAACCCCACCUUUGUCCCUCCGCCACUCCAAAUCCGCCCACUCCCUCGCAUCAUCAUCAUCCACAAGGCCUACCCACUCCACCGAAUCACCGACUGAUCCCCACAACCCGGCAGAUAUCUUCUGUCUCGCAGCAACAACCCUGGACAUCCUAACCGUCCUACACAAACGAACCCUCACAUCCUUCAGCACGCACCGCAGCGCCCGAAACCGAUCCGCAGGUCGCGGCGGCGGGAUAGCAGAUGCAUCCUUCCAUCUUGCCAAAAAUGCCGUGCAGGUUCAGUCUUGGAUUGCGUUGUUGGAAGGCGAUGCAUUGAAGCGUUGUCGACGAGACCGACGCUCCGAUCGUGCAUUCUGGGCUGUGCCAAAGAUGUUGAUCGUGAUUCGGUCCAUGCUUGAUUUUGAGAGUGUGAAGAGACCGCUUGCGAAACGCGUUCGGAGAGGGUUUGCCGAUGCGAUCACUCGAGAACGGGGUCGGGGGAAUACGGAUGGGAUGGGGACUUUGCAUUGUGUUAAGGGAAAACGGGAGAAUGAGGAGGGAGGGGAGGAGGGGGGACAGAAGGGGUAUGGGGGAUUAGAGGUCAUUCGGGAGAUAGGGGCUGGGAGGAGCGCUGUUUCGGUUUCUUCUACUCCGUUGGAAGUUUCCAAGUGGUCAGUUUGCGAGUCGGUUUCGGAAUUCGAUUUUGGGUUUGGGGAUGCUGGGAGUGAGAGUGAGAGUAAUGUUGAGGGUGAGGAAGAAGAUCUGUCGGAGUUCGAAGAACCGGAGAUACGAGUGGAACAGGUCUCGCCUCAACUGUAUCUGCCAGAGUUGGAUAUGAGCAUCACUGGAAUUGAAGAGCUGACGUUUAAGACUUAG